Messenger RNA from Drosophila miranda, 3446 nucleotides. RefSeq lists its product as uncharacterized. Bases 1078 to 2832 code for a protein of 584 amino acids. NCBI's taxonomy places the organism in Eukaryota, Metazoa, Arthropoda, Insecta, Diptera, Drosophilidae. The transcript has 5 exons. The record is from RefSeq and is a predicted model, not a curated record.
UUUGGUUUGGUUAGUUUUUAGUUGGCUAGUUGGAUCAAGACAACUCAUACUCCUACAUCGAUCGGAUCAAUACCCCCCUUACGAUAGUCCCCCCAGCCCCAGUCCCCCCUAUCAGAACCAAGCGAAUUGCAAUUGCAAUCCAACAUGUUUGAGUGAAAGACGCUAAGAAAUUACGCGUGAGUGAAAGAGUGCAAGAAAGUGCGCGUGAGUUUGUGGUGGGGAUAAAAAGGAAGCUCGUGAGUGGAGUACCGGAAUAUGGAAUACAGUGCCCGAAUAUAAAGAUACACACAAAAGACAAACUGCACCCGUACAGCUCCAAGCGAAGGCAAUCAAACGUGCGUGAGUGAACCGAAGCUAGUUUGUCGCGUGUGAGUGACACUGUCAAUGGAGGAUCGAACUUUAGCGAAUGGAAAAAAGUACGUGUGAGGUCGUGAAGAACCUGGAAUUGAAAGACCGUGAGCAGUCAGUGCAGGAGGAUCGUGACCGUAAAAGCGCGUGUAAGGCAGGGACAAGCGGCAAAAGCCCAGUGUCUAACAGCAGAUGCACAGUACAUACAUACAUAUGCAUGUACAUUGUACACUCAAUGCGAACAGCUAUACAUGUACAUUUGUAUGUACAAUGGUAUAAACAGGGGCACAUGUGCAUAUAAUUUUUUUGUGAUUUAUUUUUGUAGCUGCUCUGUUUUCUUUUUUUUUUUUUGUCGACUGUGCUGCCCGUGUCCGUAGCCGAUGAGCCGCCGUCUGAGGCUAAAAGGCCGAAAAGUGCAUAAAAUAGCCGUUACUUGUGGUUACCGCAAAGAACCGUUUUACCAAUUUUGAAAUGCCAAUGCCGCUAGACAAAAGCAUCAAGGAGAAGAGGAACACUGCAUCAACAGUGGCAGGAGCCGCCAUUACAAGAUAAUUUGGGAACCAUUUAAAAGCGUAAAGCCCGUACACACACACAAACACACAGAUACAAAAGAUAAAGAGAGCAAAUAAGACGAGAUCUCAGCGUAACGCCUACGGCAGCAAAAACGGGUGGGUGGCAGGAGGAAGGAGGAGCAACGAAAAAGCUGCUGACUACAACAAAAAUUCUCAAAUGGAGACGAAGAACCCACCCCCAGUGACGACUAGCAACUAUCACCACCAGCGGGCGCCACGCACACCGGAAAGCUACUUCAAUGUGCCAGAGUCGGUGGCACUGCUGAAUAUUGUGAAGUCGGAGCGGAUACAGAGCGCGUUCCAGUCGAACCGGAAGAACCAUGCCAGCGUGUGGGAGAUGGUGGCCGAGGUGCUGAACCGGUUCAGUGCCCGCAAGCGGACGGCCAAGCAGUGCUGCAACCGGUACGAGAACCUCAAGAAGAUCUACACGCAGCUGAAGAAGAAUCCGGAGCGCCACGUGCGUCGCAACUGGCCGUACAUGUUCCUGUUCAAGGAGAUCGAGGAGCAGCGCGGCGAGUGCUGGGGCUCCAACGGCAAGCGCCUGGCCCUCAUCUCCAAGAAUCACAACGAGCUAUCGUACUAUCAGCGCCGACGGCAGGCAGCCGAGCUCGGCGUCCUGCUGAACAAGGACAAUCUGACGCCCCACCAGCACAGCCUGCUGCAGAGCCUCAGCCAGAGCCAUGCACACUCCACGGAUUCGUCGCAGAGUGGGGCCAGCAAGCUGGAGCGCUUCCUGCCCAACCACUUUGUUGAGACGCAGCUGAGCGAGGUGCCCUGCUCCAACGGCAACGGGCUGACGGUGGGCAUGCCUGCCGGCGUCUACGACGACAAUCCCAAUCCCCUUCAGCUGCAUGUGGCUGGGGCUGUGGCGGCCGCCGCUGCUGCCGCUGCCGUGGCCGCCCAGAAGCGGAGCCAUGAACUGCACCUGAGCAAUGGCGGCUGUGUCCAGCUUCCGCCAGACGAGGACGAGGACGACGAGCGACAGAAUGCUGCAUUUAAGGAUCAUCAUCAUGGACACGUCCAUGGUCUGGGGCAUGGUCUUGGCCUCGGCCAUGGUCUGGGUCAUGGUCAUAGUCAUGGGCACAUGGAUGACACCGCCGAAGCGCCCGACUACGAGAAGGACUGCAAUGGAGCCCUCAACUUGCACCAUCAAACCAACACCAACAACGACAACAACAUAUCCAUGAAAUCGGAGCCACUUUCGGAGGGGGAGUUCAAUCCGGAUGACAUUCAGCUGAUGCAGACCAACUACAAUGGGACACAGAACUAUUACUCGCCGGGCAUGGACCAGAACAUCCUGCAUCCGGAUGUGAUCGUGGACACGGACAAUCUCUCCGACUGCAGCUCCUCCACCUCGUUGAAGAAGAGCAAGCGCAAGCUGUCCACCUCCACCGAUGGCGACAGCACCAACUACGAGCUGAUCGAGUAUUUGAAGCGGCGCGAGAAGCGCGACGAAGAACUCCUCAAGCGGAUGGAUGCACGCGAGGAGCGCUUCAUGAAUCUUCUGGAGCGGACGGUGAUUGCCAUUGAGACGCUGGCUGCGGGCAGGACGUCAGUCCCGGUGUUGGUGGCAGACACAGUCACACAGCUGGGUACCAACAGUCAGUCAAUAGCUCCUUCUCCCUCAGCACAGACACCACCAGCAACAACAGCGGCAGCAGCAACAGCAGCAGCAACAAUAGCAGCAGCAGCUUCACCGCUCCCGCCAGCAUCGUCCACUCAUCUGAUAGCCAAACCCUCCGAGCAGUCCAUCCCCGUAUUGUCAGUCAAAACGUCACCCAGCCCCCGCAGUCGCAGUCCGACAUUGGAGCGGGAGGAACCAAGCAGCGCUGUUGUUGUGGUCCCCGAUGAACCGGAAGUCGAUGCUCAGACCAAGGCACUGGCAGCGGGUGCUGCAUCUACAGAUGCGUAGGAUAUAUAUAUAUAUAUUUGUACAUGUAUGAACGCUCUCUAGAUCUACUACUUAAUCCCCCACAAUAUCUACCAAACACCACUCCUGAACCGGAUGGAGGAGACCCGGAUCGGAGAAAUUAGUACCAAAGACGAGCUACGUCUCGAAUUUUAAUUGAGAUUUGCAACGUUUACUUAGUGCCGCGGACGCAGCGCCAUCCCCGUUCCAUGACAGCCCACGUGCUUAAGGAUUCCCCCGAACGGAGGAAGCCCCAAUUGGAAUAUUGCGAAUCGCAAUGUUUGUGCCAGAAAUACUAUAAUUUAAAAAUGUUUACUUAGUCUAAGUUCAAACCAGAGGAGCAGCAAGAGCGGGUGGAACUCCGCAGUAUCAUUUAGAGUAGAGUUGUUCCGGCACUGCAUCUUCUCUGCUCUUCUCCUGCUGCUGGGUCGGAUCCGCCGAUUUGCCAUGAUUUUUAGUAAUCGAAAAUUUCUAUGAUAAUCUAGUUGCGAGCUGAAAUGGGGCUCAAAUGCAUUUGUGCAGGAACUUAUAAACAUAAUAAUCUCUCUCACUCUCUAUCUCUAUUUUUUUUUUUUUUUGUAUUCUAGGUAAAUACACAGUUUUUCGAGAAAAAAACA